AAAAUUUAGUUGAAAUUGAUUGUAUGAAUUUUCUCAUUCCUUUCUCUUUUGAGUAUACACCACUGAAUAUCUUCACCGUUAUCCUCAACCUUCAACUCACUUCCAUUUGCAGUUUCUUCAUGGUUUGAUCAAAGCUCAACCCAACCAACAAUGGCCAUCACUUCACUUUCUUCCCUACAAUCCACCAAUGUCUCUUCCACACCUUCCAUCUCCCCUCUUUCCAUAUCUUCUCCUUCUUCUUCUUCUCCUUCUUCUUCUUCUACCUCUCUUUCUCUCCAACUAUCCUCAUUUCGUCCUACUCGCCUUCGCUCCUCCUCUGUCUUUACCCACCCCCAUUUGACUCGAACCCCUAAAUUGAAGGGCCUGAAGGUGAAUUGUGCAGCUGCGGAGCCGUUGAAGGUGAUGAUAUCGGGUGCGCCAGCCUCCGGUAAAGGAACUCAGUGUGAGUUGAUAGUUCAGAAGUUUGGCCUCGUGCACAUAUCAACUGGUGAUAUAUUAAGAGCAGAAAUUUCAGCUGGGUCAGAAAUUGGAAACAAAGCGAAAGAGUUCAUGAAUUCUGGACGGCUUGUUCCUGAUGAAAUUGUGACUACUAUGGUGACAACACGGUUAUCAGGCAAGGAUGCAACAGAAAAGGGAUGGCUUUUAGAUGGAUAUCCGCGGACCCUUUUGCAAGCGGAAAGUUUGCAGAAGUUGCAAAUCAGACCAGAUAUUUAUCUUAUUUUGGACGUUCCUGACGAAAUUCUAAUCGACAGAUGCAUUGGUCGAAGGCUUGACCCAGAGACAGGGAAGAUUUACCAUCUGAAAUAUUUCCCCCCAGAAACGGAGGAAAUUAAAGGGAGACUUGUCGUUCGACCUGAUGACACUGAGGAAAAGGUAAAGCAGCGUUUGGAAAUUUAUAAGCGUAAUGCAGAAGCGAUAGCACCAGUGUACUUAAAUAUUGCAAAGAAGAUUGAUGGAAGCCGUCCUAAAGAAGAAAUUUUUGAAGAAUUAUCAUCAUUGUUAUCACAGAUACAAAAAGAAAAGGCUAUGAAGUCAGGUAAAUCAACCCUCGGAAUCAAGAGUACUUCAACUCAGGAUAGCUGGAGAGGGAUACCAACUAGAUUGAAUAACAUUCCUCACUCGAGAGAAAUCAGGAAAUACUUCUACGAUGAUGUGCUUCAAGCUACCAAGCGUGCUGUACAAGCCGGUAGAACUAGAUUAAAGGUGGAGAAUAAUAUUCCUGAGCUUAAUCCUGAAAUGGAUGUUUAUCGAAUAGGUACACUUAUGGAACUUGUUCGGACCAUUGCUCUUUCAUUUGCUGAUGAUGGAAGACGUGUAAAGGUAUGCAUACAAGGGUCCAUGGGGGAAGGUGCACUUUCUGGAAUGCCACUGCAGCUUGCUGGGACUCGGAGAAUCUUAGAAUACAUGGACUGGGGAGAGUAUGGGGCUCUGGGGACCUUUGUCAAGAUUGGUUCAAUUGGUGCAAAAGAAGUUGACGAUGAAGAUGACAUGUUCAUCUUAGUAGCUCCUCAGAAUGCUGUUGGAAAUUGUAUCAUAGAUGAUAUGAAAGCGAUGACAGAUGCAGCAGGUGACCGACCUGUAAUUCUUGUAAAUCCCAGGCUCAAGGACUUACCUGGUUCGAGUGGAAUAAUGCAAACAAUGGGGCGUGAGAAAAGGCUGGAGUAUGCAGCAUCGUUUGAAAUCUGCUACUUCUUCCGGCUUCUCUAUUAUGCAGGGACACAGUAUCCAAUCAUGGGGGCUCUGAGGAUGUCUUAUCCAUAUGGGUACGAACUCUACAGAAGGGUGGAUGAACCUUCAGGAAAGGAAAAAUAUAUUGAACUAUCCAAGUAUCCCAAAAGGCCAUCCACAGAUGAUAUCAAUGAUGCUUUUCAAGGAAACAAAAGAAAAGAAGCGAAGAGCUCGUCAGGAAUCUGGGGCUUCCUGAGUGGGAUUCUUUGAGCUCAUGAUGAACGGUUAAGCAAUUGGAGAUGGGAGAUAAAAUGAAAGCAAGAUAAAUUUGAAGGUACAAUCAUGUACAUAAAAGAAAGCAAAUUCUGUAUUUAUACAUUGAAAUUUGUCGGAAGAAACAAAGCACAAGGUACAAACAACUUCAAAUUC
Molecule: messenger RNA, 2097 nt
Organism: Cucumis sativus (cucumber)
Lineage: Eukaryota; Viridiplantae; Streptophyta; Magnoliopsida; Cucurbitales; Cucurbitaceae
Product: adenylate kinase 5, chloroplastic
Exons: 19
Coding region: 151-1938 (595 amino acids)
Biological process (GO): nucleoside triphosphate biosynthetic process
Cellular component (GO): cytoplasm
Molecular function (GO): AMP kinase activity; ATP binding; nucleoside diphosphate kinase activity
Source: RefSeq, a predicted model, not a curated record